ACAUUUAACCUCACUUUUCUAUGAUGAUAGAUCAGAGAAUUAAAACCAAAACAUGCUGUGCCCAUAUUGUCAAAAAUGACGAAUGAUAGCAAUUGAACUUUAUUUCAAAACGUAUGAUGGAUUAAAAGUGUAACCUAAAUUAUUUUCUAUUAUAGUUAUACAUUAAUCAGUUGAUAAUGAUGGAACCAAGUAUUUUAAGUCCUAAAGAGGAGGAUAAUUGUGAAGAUGUAAAAAUAACAGAUAAUGAUUUGCCUUUAUGUUUUAAUCAAGAUUCUCAUUUGGAACCUAUACAGGGAACCGAUUAUGUUACUAAAUUUUGGAGGAAUAAGGAAAGGAUGAAAACCAUGAGUGUUGCCUUAGUUUUGUGCCUGAAUUUCGGAGUUGAUCCUCCAGAUAUUGUAAAGACUACACCAACAGCUCGAAUGGAGUGCUGGAUAGAUCCUCAUAAUUCGUCACCAGCAAAGACCCUAGAGAAAGUGGGGGCAACUCUUCAGUUACAAUAUGAGAGAUGGCAACCUCGCGCUAGAUAUAAACAAUGCUUGGACCCCACAAUAGAUGAUAUGAAAAAAUUAUGUUUCUCCAUGAGAAAAGCUGCAAAGGAGGAGCGUUGUUUGUUCCAUUAUAAUGGUCAUGGUGUUCCACAACCAACAAAAAAUGGGGAGAUUUGGGUAUUCAAUAGGCAAUACACGCAAUAUAUACCACUAUCUUUAUAUGAUUUACAAUCAUGGAUGGGUUCUCCUUCAAUUUAUGUAUAUGAUUGUUCUAAUGCGGGAACAAUAGUGAAAUCAUUUCAAACAUUUGCUAAACAACACGAGAAUGAAUAUGAGCAAAUGAGAUUGAUUCCACUAGCUCGUCCGAAAUUCGGCAAUUGCAUUCAGUUAGCAGCAUGUGAUGUCGAUCAACUUUUGCCAAUGCAUCCUGAUGUACCAGCUGACCUGUUCACUUGUUGUUUGACAACACCUAUCAAAACUGCCAUACGAUGGUAUCUUCAAAAAAAUCGAAAUCUCUUAACGCCCGAAAUUUGUUUGGAUGACAUUGAUUUGAUACCCGGGGCAUUUGGUGAUCGUCGAACAAUGAGGGGUGAACUAAAUUGGAUAUUUACAGCAGUAACUGAUACAAUUGCUUGGAGUACAUUAUCAACAGAUCUAUUUCAAAAACUAUUUCGUCAAGACCUUCUAGUAGCCAGUCUAUUUCGGAACUUCUUGUUAGCAGAACGGGUGAUGAAAUCCUAUGAUUGCAGCCCUGUUAGUUCUCCUCGGCUCCCUCCAACCCAUGAGCAUCCGAUGUGGGACGCUUGGGACUAUACUUUAGAUCUUGCAUUAUCUCAGCUACAAAAUAUUUUGUAUAAUAAAAUAGAAUUUACCCAUUUACCCUUUUUUGAAGAUCAUCUUCGAGCUUUUGAAGUAUGGCUAGAUGUUGCACAAUUUAAGGAUAUCCAAACUUCACCACGAGAACUGCCUAUAGUUUUGCAAGUUCUGUUGAGUCAAAUACAUAGAUUGAAAGCUUUGGAGCUCCUUGGUAGAUUCUUAGACCUUGGACAGUGGGCAGUGAAUUCUGCCCUUUCGGUUGGUAUAUUCCCCUAUGUCCUGAAACUAUUACAGAGCAGUGCUCUGGAACUGAGACCAUCUUUGGUAUACAUCUGGUCCAAAAUAUUGGCUAUUGAUGUUAGUUGCCAGGCCGAUUUGAAAAAGGAAAAUAGUCACAGUUACUUCUUGAAAAUUCUACAAGAUAACACACUAGAGGUCGAAACAAGAACGCAAGCUGUGUUUUGCAUAGCGGCAGUUGCCUACAACUUUCCUGAAGGUCAAGAAGCAGCAAAGCAGGCCGCUGUGCCUAGCAUUUGUUUGGAAAACCUUAACGACUCAUACCCAAAGUUGAGACGAUGGUUAGCCAUCUGCCUUGGGAUGAUAUGGGAUAAUUAUGAUAAAAUGAAAUGGAUUUGUUGUCGAGAUCGAGCACACGAUAAGUUGUUCGCCCUACUUGAAGAUCCUUGUCCAGAGGUGAGAACGGCAGUUGUAUACGCUUUAGGCACUUUUAUUAACGCUACUGAGGAAAGGACUUCCCAUUCCAAAGGUACAGAUCAGUCGGUAGCUAUGAUGUUAAUAGGUCUUAUAAGUAAUGAAGCUAGUCCUAUGGUUCGAGCGGAGCUAGUCAAUGCACUCCACUAUUUUGUUCUACAUUUCGAAUCCUCAUUUAUUGGAACCGCAGCUGCAGCUAAAGACUACGGAUCGCUGCAAGAAAUCAAUACUACUCCGAAUAUGAAAAGAAUCGAGAGUAGAGAUCUCCUAAGAGUAAGUGAAAGUUCUGACAGUAUGAGAAGAGUAGUAUCAAGUUCAUCAAUUAAUAGCCUUAAUAGUUCAGGGUGUAGUGGUCAAUCAGGGGGACAGAACCCAUUGUCUACUCAAGGUUUUGGAUCUGUUUACCAUAAAGUAUGGACAGCUCUGACGGUUUUAGAGAUGGAUCCUCAUCCGCAAGUAGCAACUAUGGCAGGAAAAAUAAUAAACUACAUCAAAACUCGGGUAAAAGAAUGUAUACCCUCUAAAGAAAGGGGAGAUAGUAGAAAUUCUAGUAUUAGUCUGCCACCCAGUCCAAAUAGAGGAAACUAUCUAGCAGAAGAUAGUCCCCCAAAUUUGGGUUCUGGAUCAAGAACCUUACCAUCUGCUAGAACAAGGAAACAUUACCAUACUGCAAUCACUGAAGAAUCAGAUGCCAAAAAUAUUAGGAAAAAGAGGAGCUUAGUAACAACGGGUUAUAUUGAUUGGUCAUUGAGAUUUUUUGCCGAAAGUUCAAAACAGAGGGAGAGAUAUGAGUCGACAGAUCCAAUGCAUCAACUUUAUUACGAGAGAGACUGGCGUUUCUUGAGGAAUAGUGCUAUACGGGAGGAAGCAAUCGAGGAAAAGAAAAAAAUUGGGAGUUGCAAGCUUGAAUCACAAGUGUUUAACACGAGGACACCAGUGCCACCUUCAAUUAUAAAGUUUAACCCUUACGAACAAUCAAUAGCGGUAGCUGGGAAAAAUGGAUUUAGUAUUCUAGAUUGGGGAACAGGAGCAAAAAACACAACCUACCAGAACACUUCGACUAAAAUGCCCAAUAGCGUCAUAAGUUCCCUUGAAUGGAUGAACGCCCAUGACAUUCCCCUCAUUAUGGCCGGUGUAAACGACGGCAGUAUCAAAGUGUUCAAGCCUAUGACGGGCUCCAACAAAGAGCCGCAUCUCGUAUCCGCUUGGAAUGCUUUUUCCGAUUUGAAAUCGAACUACACAAAUCUUAUACUUACGUGGGAACAAUGGACACAAAUGGUAAUCGCAGCUUCUGACACUAAAGUUUUACGUUUUUGGGAUAUGGUGAAAGAGAUGAAAGCCUUUGACUUAUAUAUUGGUACCGAUUCACCUGUCACCUGCAUGGAUUCAACGUUCUCCAAUAUGUCCAACGAAAAUCUUUCGAAUUACACAAGUAAUAAGGAUAAUUUCUGUUCCUGUACUAAUGAAAGCUUUUCGAUCGAUAGACCCUGCAGCACAGCUUGUCAUGGAUAUGUAGUAGUAGGCUGUGAAAAUGGCUGGGUCAGGUUGUUUGACAGAAGAUGCAACCCUCUUGAUGGAAGAGUCAAGUCAUGGGAGGAAGACGGGUUUCCUGUUUUAGGGGUAAAACUACUCAGGGAUAAUAUAAUUAUAAGUGGUAGUGCCAAGGGUGAUGUUAGGUUGUACGAUAUAAGAAUGAAAAACGCUAUGGAGACUUAUCAAAUCUAUGAGGAUGGUAUGUCGUGUUUUAAUGUUCACAGUUCUGCUGGAUUAUUUGCUUGUGGUUCCGCCAACCAGCACAUAGCCAUCUACAAACUUCAGGGAUCUUUCUUGAACAGUAUCAAAUUCUAUGAAGGUUUUAUGGGACACAGAGUUGGCCCGGUCAGUUGUAUUGGUUUUCAUCCCCACAAAGUGGUCUUGGCAACUGGAACUAUAGAUUGUUCUAUCAGUGUAUAUGGAUUGCAGGAUAAGAGAUGACGGGAGUUUCAUCCCUAGUAGCCGUUCUGGGGUCUCCUAGGGAUUAGUGUUUAAUUUUAGUGAUUUUGCUUAGAGACUGAUUUUCAAACUACUGCCAAUAUCAACAGAAUUGAACAAACACGGUUGAAAAUAAUUCAGAAGUUGUUCGUUUUAUUCCUUUAACAACAUCGCCAUUUUCAAUUUUAAUUAUUCGUUGUUUUUGGGCGUAAAGAUUGGUAUAAUUUUUCUGAAUUGUUGAAACGCUAAUAAACCAAACAACUCCUAUAUUUAAAGAAAGUGCCUCAUGGAUCAAUAAUUCACUUCAAAUUAUUGUUUCUUCAUAGUGUUAUUUUUUCAUUCACUUAGAUAGCUGCUCUAGUUGAGGAGGAUAGCCAUUAACUUUUAGAAAUUUUCUGAUUAAUUUUUGCUCUAAUGUUUAGUAAUACAAUGAAAUUCUGUUGUAUAAAUAUUUUCAGAUAGUUUUGAAUACUAAGAUUUUUCAUGAAAUUCAUUAUAAUCACAAGAUAAGAAAAAAAAAAAACUUUUCUGUAAUUCAUAUACCAAAUAAUAUGAGGAAAAUAUUUCCUUAGAGUAUAUAUCUGCUAUGGGGCAAUAGUUUUGUCGUGUACUGUGGUUUAUGUGAAUUUUAAAUUUCAUGAGAAUUUGAUAAAAAUGUGAGACCAUUCGGGCUUAAAAAAUAAAUGCAAAUUAUAUUGAAAAAAUCUCAUAAUGAUUAACACAUUUGAAAUUUUUAAACAUGCACCUGCUAAUAAGUAAUUGGUUUGUUUUCCUGGUAAAUUGUCGAUAAUAAUUUUUCAAUUAUGAUUCCAUCAUAUCAAUUUAGAUGAUGAUUCUCGCAUAUUGAAUAUGCUUGAGCGGUCAAUUUUAAUUUUAUAAAGAUCAUUAUUUCACUAGAUUUUUUUGUGAGUGUGUUGUCUUUGUAGAAUGUGAAUCAAAAUGAUAUUUAACAGUUCCGAAAAUAAUUGUAUCAAAUAAAUAUUUGUUUUUUAAA
This is a messenger RNA of Harmonia axyridis, 4983 nucleotides long. RefSeq names its product regulatory-associated protein of mTOR (gene raptor). Gene Ontology annotation, molecular function: protein-macromolecule adaptor activity; protein binding. Bases 177 to 3992 code for a protein of 1271 amino acids. NCBI's taxonomy places the organism in Eukaryota, Metazoa, Arthropoda, Insecta, Coleoptera, Coccinellidae. Gene Ontology annotation, cellular component: cytoplasm; TORC1 complex. The transcript has 18 exons. Gene Ontology annotation, biological process: cellular response to amino acid stimulus; cellular response to starvation; positive regulation of cell growth. The record is from RefSeq and is a predicted model, not a curated record.